Molecule: messenger RNA, 1144 nt
Organism: Hippocampus comes (tiger tail seahorse)
Lineage: Eukaryota; Metazoa; Chordata; Actinopteri; Syngnathiformes; Syngnathidae
Product: EH domain-binding protein 1-like
Exons: 9
Coding region: 371-1144 (257 amino acids)
Source: RefSeq, a predicted model, not a curated record
UUUGUUUCGUCGGAGCUCGGAACCAUUGAGUCACGCCCCGCCCCUCCACGCGGCUGUUUCUGUCAGUCAUCCUCAAAAUAGCUCCCUGCUGUCACCCCUUGCGUGAACGCGCACGCCCACCCGAGUCAUCGCGGAACUUGGGCCGUGCGCGCGCACGGCACAAGAGCGCGUGCGUGGCAGGAUCAAAGUCUGGCCCGGACGUGAAUCUUGAAAGACUCGACGGCCGUCGCUUGACGUGCGUGCGCGCGCGCGCGCGCCCCUCGCCUUGACCUUUGGUGGGACUUCCCGCGGAGAGACUGCCGCGCCGGCGCGCGUGCGUGCCGCCAGAAGAACUUGACGGAGCCACGCGGACGUGCUUGGUGUGUUCGCGAUGACGUCGGUGUGGAAGAGGCUCCAGCGCGUUGGCAAAAAAGCUUCCAAGUUUCAGUUUGUGGCUUCCUACCACGAGUUGCUGCUCGAAUGUAAAGACAAAUGGCAACCGGACAAGCUGCGUGUGAUUUGGACCAGAAGGAACCGGCGCAUGUGCUCCAAGCCGCACAGCUGGCAGCCCGGAAUCAAGAACCCGUACAGAGGGAUGGUCGUCUGGCCCGUCCCGGAGAACGUGGAGAUCUCUGUGACGCUCUUCAAGGAGGCGGGCGCCGACGCCUUUGAGGACAAAGAGUGGACCUUCGUCAUCGAGGGCGAGUGCAAAGGCCACCGUAAGGUUCUGGCAUCCGCCGCCAUCGACCUGAAGACUUACGCCAGCGUGACGCCGACGCAGACGGACGUCAGGCUGCCGCUCAAACCGCUGUCCGUCAAAGUGGUGGAGGCGGAGCUCAAGUUCUCGCUGUCCUGCAUCUUCGUGCGUGAGGGAAAAGCCACCGACGAAGACAUGCAGAGCCUCGCCAGCCUGAUGAGCGUCAAACCCGACAUAGCCAACAUGAACGACUUCAACGAGAGCGACGAGGACGGCGACGGCAGAUCUGCCGGCGGCGGGGCGGCCGUUCCGCGCCCUCUCGUGCGCCCCAAUCGGCCCGCCCCUGCGCCGCCCGAAACGGCAAGCGCACCAGCGCCGCCCUCUGGACGGGAUUCUUUCAACGACCACCGGCGGUCCGAGUUCUACUCAUUGAAAAUCACACGCCAUGACGCCGGUGCCGUUUGUUAG